GCCUAUCACCCUGGGAUGCCGCCUGCCGCCGCCACGGCCGCGGCUGCCGGGCUUGUGGGAGCCGCGGCAGAGCUGGAGCCUGAGCUGGAGCCACGGCAGGAGCAGUGGCCUGAGAGUUAGGGGGGCGGGCCGGCUCGUUGCUGGGGUGGGUGCUGAGGACAGGCAGGCGAGCAACCGGGGUCACCGCCCUCCUCCAGGCUGAGGAAGCGGACACUCGGAGCCCCCGAGGCGGCGGCGGCGGCGGGAGCCGGUCAAAGGGGGCAGCCCCUGGCGGCGACGCCCCCCGCCCAGCCCUGCCCGGCCCCGCUCCAUCCCCACCCCCGGCCGGACCGCGGGGGACGCCGACCCGGGCACCGAAAGGCGGCUCCGAGGGGGCAGGCAGGCGAGCCGCCCCUCCCGGGUCUUUCCACGUCCCCUCCCGGGAGGGACCCACACCUGAGCCCGGACCCACCCCCGCCCGGGGCCACGCUGGAUCCGCCUCCCGGCCUGGGUCCCGCCCGCAGGCUGCAGGUGGGCUGCAGCUUCCGAGACGCGGGCAGUGGGCGCCGGGGAAGGAGGUGAGCCGCGUCCGCGCCGGCUGCCGCUCCGGUCCUUGCCCCCGCAGCUGCGCUCUCCUCCUCCCCUUCCCGCAGGCAGGGCGCGGAUCCGCGCGCCCGCCCCGCCGCCGCCGCCUUGUCCCUCCGGGGCACCAUGGAGCUCUCCCUGUCGUCCGGCGGAGCCGCGGAGGCGCUGUCCUGGCCGGAGAUGUUCCCGGGACUGGAGUCCGACUCGCCGCUUCCUCCUGAGGAGCUGGAAGCCGUUGUCCCAGUCAGUGGCGCCGUGGCCGGUGGCAUGUUGGAUCGGAUCCUCCUGGAGUCCGUGUGCCAGCAGCAGAGCUGGGUCCGGGUGUACGAUGUGAAAGGGCCACCUACCCAUCGUCUGUCUUGCGGCCAGUCACCCUACACCGAGACGACAACAUGGGAGCGGAAGUACUGCAUCCUCACAGACAGCCAGCUGGUGUUGCUCAACAAGGAGAAGGAGAUACCUGUGGAAGGAGGACAGGAGCAGCCGACAGAUUCCACCAAAGGGCGAUGCCUGAGGAGAACUGUCAGUGUCCCCUCCGAGGGUCAGUUUCCUGAGUACCCACCAGAGGGCGCCGCUAAACUGGAGGUGCCAGCAGAAAGGUCCCCCCGCAGACGGAGUAUCUCAGGGACCAGUACAUCAGAGAAACCCAACUCUAUGGACACUGCAAAUACCUCACCCUUCAAAGUACCAGGGUUCUUCAGCAAGCGCCUGAAAGGCUCCAUCAAGAGGACCAAAAGCCAAUCAAAGCUUGACAGAAACACGAGCUUUCGGCUUCCCUCUCUUCGCAGUGCAGAUGACAGGUCUCGUGGGCUGCCCAAACUAAAAGAGUCACGUUCCCAUGAAUCCUUGCUGAGCCCGUGCAGUGCAGUGGAAUGUCUGGACCUUGGCAGAGGGGAGCCCGUAUCAGUGAAGCCACUGCAUAGCAGCAUCCUUGGCCAAGACUUCUGCUUUGAGGUUACCUACUUAAGUGGAAGUAAAUGCUUCAGCUGUAACUCGGCUUCAGAGAGGGAUAAGUGGAUGGAAAACCUUCGUAGGACAGUUCAACCAAAUAAGGACAAUUGCAGACGAGCCGAAAAUGUUCUCCGUCUAUGGAUUAUUGAAGCCAAGGACCUUGCCCCUAAAAAGAAAUAUUUCUGUGAACUGUGCCUUGAUGAUAUCCUCUUUGCUCGAACAACCAGCAAGACCAAAGCAGAUAAUAUUUUCUGGGGUGAACAUUUUGAGUUCUACAGCCUUCCACCUCUUCAUAGCAUCACAGUUCACAUUUAUAAAGAUGUGGAAAAAAAGAAAAAAAAAGACAAGAAUAAUUAUGUAGGGCUAGUCAACAUCCCCACUGCCAGCGUGACUGGUCGCCAGUUUGUAGAAAAGUGGUAUCCAGUGAGUACACCUACACCCAACAAAGGAAAGACAGGAGGACCUUCUAUUCGGAUUAAAUCACGUUUCCAAACCAUCACCAUUCUGCCUAUGGAGCAAUACAAGGAGUUUGCAGAAUUCGUCACCAGCAACUACACCAUGUUGUGUUCUGUUCUUGAGCCAGUAAUUAGUGUGAGAAAUAAAGAGGAGCUGGCCUGUGCCUUAGUGCACAUUCUCCAGAGUACUGGCAGAGCCAAGGAUUUUCUGACCGACUUGGUGAUGUCUGAGGUGGAUCGUUGUGGAGAGCAUGACGUCUUGAUCUUCAGAGAGAACACCAUUGCCACCAAAUCCAUAGAGGAAUACCUCAAGCUGGUGGGACAGCAGUAUCUUCAUGAUGCAUUGGGGGAGUUCAUCAAAGCUCUCUAUGAGUCAGAUGAGAACUGCGAAGUGGACCCCAGCAAAUGUUCUUCCAGUGAACUGAUAGACCAUCAGAGCAACCUGAAAAUGUGCUGUGAGCUGGCUUUCUGCAAGAUCAUCAACUCCUACUGUGUUUUCCCUCGCGAGCUGAAAGAAGUGUUUGCAUCAUGGAAGCAGCAGUGCCUGAACCGCGGCAAGCAGGACAUCAGCGAGCGGCUCAUCAGUGCCUCGUUGUUCCUCCGUUUCCUGUGCCCGGCCAUCAUGUCUCCCAGCCUCUUCAACCUAAUGCAGGAGUAUCCUGAUGACCGCACAUCUCGGACUCUAACGCUCAUUGCCAAGGUCAUCCAGAACCUGGCCAACUUUGCCAAAUUUGGUAACAAAGAGGAAUACAUGGCAUUCAUGAAUGAUUUUUUAGAAUACGAAUGGGGCGGAAUGAAGCGCUUUCUUUUGGAGAUCUCUAAUCCAGACACCAUCUCAAACACCCCAGGCUUUGAUGGCUAUAUCGAUCUGGGUCGAGAGCUUUCAGUUUUGCACUCCUUACUGUGGGAAGUAGUUUCCCAACUUGAUAAGGGUGAAAAUUCCUUCCUACAGGCGACCGUGGCAAAAUUGGGACCUCUCCCUCGUGUUCUUGCUGAUAUUACCAAAUCUCUGACUAAUCCCACACCAAUACAGCAGCAACUGAGACGCUUCACUGAGCAUAGCUCCAGUCCAAAUGUCAGUGGAAGCCUCUCCUCCGGGCUGCAGAAAAUAUUUGAAGACCCUACUGACAGUGAUUUGCAUAAACUAAAAUCUCCAAGCCAGGACAACACAGACAGCUAUUUCAGAGGGAAAACGCUGUUGCUGGUUCAGCAAGCCUCCUCCCAGAGCAUGACUUACUCUGAAAAGGACGAGAAGGAAAGUAGCCUUCCUAAUGGCCGGAGCAUCUCCCUCAUGGACCUCCAGGACACGCACGCCGCCCAGGUGGAGCAUGCGUCUGUCAUGCUUGAUGUGCCUAUGCUCUUGACUGGGAGCCAGCUCUCCAUCACCCAGGUGGCCAGCAUCAAGCAACUGCGGGAGACUCAGAGCACUCCCCAGAGUGCACCCCAAGUGCGAAGGCCCCUGCACCCAGCCUUGAACCAGCCAGGCAGCCUCCAGCCCUUGUCAUUCCAGAACCCUGUCUAUCACCUCAAUAACCCAAUUCCAGCCAUGCCAAAGGCCUCCGUGGAUUCCAGUUUGGAGAACCUCAGCACUGCCAGUUCCAGGAGCCAAAGUAACAGUGAAGACUUCAAGCUCAGUGGGCCCAGCAACAGCAGCAUGGAGGAUUUCACCAAACGUAGCACUCAGAGCGAGGACUUCUCCAGGCGGCACACGGUGCCAGACAGGCACAUACCUCUUGCUCUGCCGCGGCAGAACAGCACGGGGCAGGCCCAGAUCCGUAAAAUGGACCAGGCUGGGCUGGGUGCCCGAGCCAAAGCCCCGCCGUCCCUGCCGCACAGCGCUUCCUUACGUAGCACAGGGAGCAUGUCGGUGGCAUCUGCGGCCCUGGUGGCCGAACCUGUGCAGAAUGGGAGCCGGUCCCGGCAGCAGUCCUCUUCCUCCCGAGAGAGCCCUGUUCCCAAAGUGAGAGCCAUCCAGAGGCAGCAGACCCAGCAGGUUCAGUCACCCGUGGACUCUGCCACAAUGUCCCCAGUAGAAAGGACAGCAGCCUGGGUUCUGAACAAUGGACAGUAUGAAGAGGAUGUGGAAGAAAGUGAGCAAAAUCAAGAUGAGGCCAAGCACGCUGAGAAGUAUGAACAGGAAAUUACUAAACUGAAGGAGCGCCUGCGUGUGUCCAGCCGGCGGCUGGAGGAGUAUGAGCGCCGCUUGCUGGUGCAGGAGCAGCAGAUGCAGAAGCUCCUGCUGGAGUACAAGGCCCGGCUGGAGGACAGCGAGGAGCGGCUGCGCAGGCAGCAGGAGGAGAAGGACAGCCAGAUGAAGAGCAUCAUCAGCAGGCUAAUGGCUGUGGAAGAGGAGCUGAAGAAGGAUCACGCUGAGAUGCAAGCAGUUAUUGAUGCAAAGCAAAAAAUAAUUGAUGCACAGGAAAAACGGAUCGUGUCGCUGGACUCGGCCAACACCAGACUGAUGAGCGCGCUGACCCAAGUGAAGGAGCGGUACAGCAUGCAGGUCCGAAAUGGCAUCUCCCCCACCAACCCCACCAAGCUUUCCAUCACGGAGAAUGGUGAAUUCAAAAACAGCAGCUGCUGACGGGCGUUGCGACUAGACAGACUGUGGGAGGAGACGGAAGGCAAUGUCCCCACUCUCCUGGCCCCAGCCCUCCCCCCACCCCACCUGGUUUACAGAAUGUCGAUACUGCAGAACAGCGGGGUGGCGAGAAAAGAAAGGAACCUUGUCUUUCAGGGCAUAAGGCUAAGACUCCUGAGCUCGACGCGUCCCCCCACGUCUCCGUGUACAUAGGGAACUCAGUUCUGGGCCAUGUACAGAAAAGAGCACUGUAAUAUACCCGACGGAAGUUCAUAAUGUAGAUGACCUUUCUAAUUAUCGCUAUUUUUAUUAUUGUUGUCCUCUUGGUGAAAGCACUGCAGUUGUUAGAGGAGGCAGAGUAGGAACCAGCGUGAGUGAGGCAGGAGCCCGGCAGCUCGGAAGGCAGAGCCCCCGUGUCUGUCUGGCGGAGCAGCCCAGCCGCGUCAGGAGGCUGUCAGAAUGCCUUCAGGGAUCCACCUGGCAGUUUAAAACCCCACCCCGCUUCCCUGUCCUUUGGGAAAGCAGACAAGUCCCGAGAUCCACACCAAACAGUUUAUCCCAUUGAUAUGCCAAGACUGGUUCUGGAUGGACAGCUAAUCUGAUCUGGGGAGACACGGUUCCAGAGGACACAUCAAAACUGGACCUGAGGAGUGAUGUCUCUUGAACUCCUGUUGAUGUUCAUUUCCUUCUGUCUGUAGCAGAUGGGAAUUUUCCAUUUUAGAUAGGGGGCUUUUUUUUCUCCCCAGUUGUAAUAAAGGGUGUUCUUUUUCCUCUUUAGAGUUUACAAAACGAUAACUCCGUGUGUGUCUAUAUAGCAUCUGCAUCUCCACACAGCCGCUGCCUCCCCGCGGUGGGAGCAGCCAUCACCAACAGGGUCCACUCUCCCCGGAGAGGCUCUUCACAUACGCUGCCCACAAGCCAUCUGAAAUAAACACCCUUUCUUCUGUACAGAAAAGGGCUAAAACCAUACCAUACCCUAGCAGGAAUCCCUGACUAUUUCCUAGUAAAUCUUUAAUUUUUGUUUGGGAUAAAAAUUGUAUCCAGUGUAGAGCAGAUCUCUGGGCAGGGUAAUUGUAUCUCAGUCUUUACCUUUUAAAUUGCUUCUUCCUCUCAUCCCCUGAGUACAAUUUGGGGAAGCAAGCCAAAUCUGAAGCAUUGCUCUCUUAAAAGUCAGGAUUGUGCUUAUUAAAAAAUAAGCUGCUAAACGUGAGAGGACAGCACAUUCCAGUUGCUAUUCCCAUGCCCUUGGUAGGUUUGGCAACAAGAACCCAGUUUCACACAAGUUGUCACCCUUGGCUUUAUUGAAGGACGGAAACAGUCGUGGAAGCUAAUUUGCUUCCUUUUUUCCAGAGGGGUGAAAUGACAACUUGAACGCAACCCUGAUUAUCAGAAGUAAGGAAUGUUACAAGUUAAACCGACAUUUUAUAUACAAGUAUAUGUAUACACAUAUAGUCACACAUAUGUACAUAUAACUGCACAAAUAGGAAAAGUUCCUGCCUUCUCUGCUGUCAGAUAUAAUGUUGAAGGGGGUUGGAAUCUCUUUAAGCAAGAUCUAAGCACUUGUUUAUGUUGAGAAAGCAAUAGUGUGUCUCCAAUAAGUUAAUGAUGUUUAUUUUAAAUUAUAAACUUUAAGGAAAAUUUUUUUUAAAGGAAAAGGGAAGGGGGGGUUUAAAAAAAAAAAAAAAAAGACCUGAGGAAGCCAUAUCCAUGGAGUGUUUCCACAUAGCAGAAUAUUUAUAAGGGACAAGAGAGCAUUUGUCCUGUCCCCUUUGGGGCAAAGCCCUGACAGAGACACCGAGCCUCCCUUUCCACCACACCCCAGACUUGCCCUCUGACCUCUUAGCACUGCUCUCAGGUGGCUCGUUCUGUUGGACCUUGCAUCUCAGCAACCUCCACACGGCCACCAGCCCACAACCUCUUAAAUCCUUUCUCUUCCGUGACCCUCCCAUUUCUGCUGCUCAGCAGUGGAAAACAGGAGCUGCCCCAUGUGCUUAUCUGAUCCACAGACUUCGUGCCCACAUGUUUUGGCACUUGUGUGUUUUCUUGACCCUCACUCAUUGUUUUACCAGUGAUUAGCUCUGCCCUCCAAGCUGAGGGCCCCCCAUAGCCAAAAUCAUUUAUUAUACUGGGAAAAAAAAUCAUUACCAUUACCCUUUGUUGGGGGAGAGGGUAUGUUGUUUAAGCAAAGGUCUCUUCUUAUUUGUGGCCAUUCUCAGUUAUAGCCAUAUUUAAUUCACCCUCCGUAAAAGCCUUCAGAAAACCUGGUGAAAGACUGGUCCGUUCCAGUGGCUCUAAGUAUGUAAUGUGGGAGAUGUCCUGCACUGAGGUUUGGAAGCUCUCAGGUGGUGGUUAUGGAUGACAGUGGGCUGACAUGUUGGAGGUUGGGGGAGACAAAACAAAUACGUUUUUGAUGGAUGCAGUAUAUCUUGUCAGCAUUGUGGGAGCUCCUGCAAAGGUGGCCUCCUUUGGAAGAUCAGAUGCCCAAAAUGUUUGGAGAGAUUAUACAGUCCUGUAUGAUCAGGUUAUCUUGUUUGAAGAGAAAGGGUAAACAGAUAAUAAAAUUAGAAAUAAGCUAGAAGUUCAGUAGAGUUGCCAGAUAUUAAAUUUUAGAUUAUCCUUUGAGCCUAUUCCUAUUGGAAUAUUUUUCUGAAUAUUUCUUUAGAGAAUGCUGCAAUCUAUAGAGCUUUUCCGGAAAGAUUUUUUUUUCUUUUUCUUUUUCUUUUUUUUUUUUUUUGGUAGGGAAGAGGGCGGCACAGCUGAUCAUUUUUCUGGCGGUAUUGCUUAAUUGGCUUUUCUUCAGCCCAAAUAAGUACGUGCCUCUGUUUGGCUAGGAGGAGGUGCAUGGUUGAAGAGAAGCAGGUGGAUUAAGAAAGUCACAUCUUGCAGUCCUUCUAGCACCCAACAUGUCAUCUCAUGGUAGGGUGCAGCCUAGAUGAAGGCUGGAUGGAAUUUGAAAUUCAAGUGACGCGCUUGCUUGCAAAGUGCUUGUCUAGCUGACAACCAGACUUGGCAUCAACAAGGACAAUGUUGGUAGGAUGUAGGAAAAGAGCUUGAUGUUUCCCUCCUAUUAUCGCUGGAGCAAUAAGCUUUCUGAGCCGAAGCAGCAAAAAGGAGUUACAUUUCCAUCAGUUCAUCCAUCAUAUUCCCUGAGUCUCCACACUACAAGCCAUGACAGAGUGGAGAUUAUAACUAGGUGACGUGACAAAGACUAUCACCAAGGUAGUGCUAGGGUCCAGGGCAGGUGGUAAAGGGGAACGUGAUAGAAUGAGGUCAUCAUGCUGCUAGAACUUGUUGCCGUUUUCUCUCAGGAUUGAGUUGGUCAGAAUUAGCUUUCUCUGGUCGGCUUCUCCCUUUGCUUGGGAUGGUGUUGGACAGCUAAAGAAGAAGUAGGAUUUCCUGUCUGACUGCUGUUAUGCCCUUGAGAAUUAACAUGAUGUUAAAAGUAAAGCUUCUUGGGCAUUUCCUGGUGGCUCAGCGCAUUGAGGAUCUGGCGUUGUCACUGCUGUGGCUCUGGUUACUGCUGCGACAGGGGUUUGACCCCUGAGCAAGACCCUUUCCGUCAAGUGAGCUCGAUUACAUUUGCUCUGCCUUCCAUCUAGGUUUAGUUCUAGUUGUCUCCAGUUUGCAGUUUCUGAGAAGGCUGGUUAUGGGACAGAACUUGGGGGAGGAGCCCUCUUUGGAUUAUUAAGGCUCAAGGUACUCAGACUAGAGUUGACACCAGAUCAGACUUGUGACUGGAGCCCACGCCCACACCUUCCCUGUGUUUUCAGCUACACCUUCUGCAGAUUGUGGAAAACCAAAAGGGAUUUCCUCUCCAUUCCUUUUCCCUUUUUCAAAUCUAGUAGUAAAAUCUCCUGCUUGCUUCAACAGUAAAUAGUUGCCUUCCCGCCCCCUACCUGAGGGUCAAGAAUGUGGGACACUUUGGUUUUUAGCAGUAUGUCAAUUAAAAGGACCUAUCUUGCUGGUUUUAAAAAGCGAGAUAUAUUGGGGUGUUGAAUUUUUAAAUAGAAUCUCUUUUCGUGUUCGAAUGAUUGUAAUUAGUUCUAGAAGCAUUCUCUUGUCAUGACCCAGUUAUGAAUGCUCUUGAGUUUAGGAAGGACAAAAGUGAUGAAAUUUGCAUGAGGAAAAAUAAAUAUCUUAUGCAGAGUGAAAGAACCUGAGGAAGAGACAUGAUCCAGCAGGGGUCUAAUGCCCAGCAGCCUUCUCCAUAGCCCAAAGGUUCAAGGAGACAGGAGGAUUUCUAUCCUUUGCCUGCUCUCGAAAUGCACAGCUAGAUGAAAAAGUCUCUGUAGACAACGUGUGUGCACCCCCACAGAACACUUGAUUCCCAGGCUUCCUUUUUCUGAAUGUCAGUCCAUCUUAUAGAGCAGCGAUUCCCAAACUUCCUCAAGUUUUUUAGAUUUUUAUGCUCUCAUUUGUUAGAUUUUAUGACAGUGGUUCUUUCCUCGUUAAAAUGUACCAUAUGUGUUAUGUGUAUAUAUAAGUUAAAGUGACUUGAAAUCGAUUUGGUUUGACAUUGUCUCAAGAAUCCUAGAUAGCAUUAUGGAUACUCUGGGGAGUCAUAGGAAGUUGAAUAUCACUGAUCUGAGAGUAGGAUCCAGAAAGAAGUAGCUUUCAUUCCUGAUCCAGAAAGAAGUAGCUUUUACUCCUGGAGUGUUGGAGUAACCAAUCCAUAGGGGGUUGGCAGUGAGUCACCCAAAGAAAGCCAAAUGGUCACUUCUGCCCAUAUUUCAGCAUGUAUUUUAAUUUCCAACUCAGUUCUUAUGUUUUUCAAUGCCCUCGUUCUUCCCUAGGAAAUGUUUUAGUUUGAGACUUAAAACCGGAUUUAUCUGUAGAGAGAUUUCCACCGAACUGUGUAUUAGGAGCCUCGAUCGUCCGUGUGGGGGUACAAAUAUUUAAGAAUAAGUACCGUAUUUAUGUCACUCCUUAGCCCCCAAAGGAAAAUGUUCGGUUCCCAGUUCCCCAGAAGGUUAAGUACUAAUUGACUCAGUGACCACUAUCCUGCAGAAAAUUUAAAAUAAAUAGUAAAGUUUAAAUUUUGAUUGGUGCUUAGACAUCUCCUAGUCACAUUAAAAUUAACUCAAGCAGACAGCAGAGCAUUAACCUGAAUCUCGCCUGUGAGGAACCUACCUUCUAAAUUUGAUUUUGUUUUUCAUCUCCAGGGCCUUAAUAAGAGUGUGUUAAUACACAGGACUAUUUUACAAUGAUAGCUCUAAAUAAUUUAUUUUUUAUUUCAAGACAGAGAAAAAUACACGUUAGAAAAACAAAACCCAAGAUUUUAUUUUAUUUUUAAAGCCAUAUUUUUGUGCUAGUAGCACUUAGAUCGUUCCAUAUGUGAGCUCCGUAUCUGCAUUUCAUUACCUGGGUUUGUUCUAAGAGAAGAUUUAUUUUUGUUCUGUGAAUAAUUUUUGACGGUUCUUGUACAUGUACAGAUAUAGAUACGUUUGAGGUCUUUUAUUGAUAUUCCUACAAAGAAUACAAAUAAACUUUAACUUUAAACA
Messenger RNA from Phacochoerus africanus (Common warthog), 10052 nucleotides. RefSeq names its product RAS protein activator like 2 (gene RASAL2). Gene Ontology annotation, biological process: regulation of GTPase activity. The coding region runs from base 691 to 4554 and encodes 1287 amino acids. The record is from RefSeq and is a predicted model, not a curated record. Lineage: Eukaryota; Metazoa; Chordata; Mammalia; Artiodactyla; Suidae. The transcript has 18 exons.